Molecule: messenger RNA, 4124 nt
Organism: Hemibagrus wyckioides
Lineage: Eukaryota; Metazoa; Chordata; Actinopteri; Siluriformes; Bagridae
Gene: cbfa2t2
Product: CBFA2/RUNX1 partner transcriptional co-repressor 2
Exons: 11
Coding region: 363-2084 (573 amino acids)
Biological process (GO): negative regulation of DNA-templated transcription; DNA-templated transcription
Cellular component (GO): nucleus
Molecular function (GO): transcription corepressor activity
Source: RefSeq, a predicted model, not a curated record
AUUGUUAAGAGAGGUGAAAGGGUUGAAUAGCUGAGCAGCGAAAGAACGUGAAGAGAAAAGUGGAGAGGCAAAUAGAGCUACAACCCAAGUGGGAAAGGAAGCAAGAGAGAAAUAAAGAAGUCUUUCUGAAUCUCUUCGCCCAUCUGGACUCCAUCUGUGUUUCUCUGGCUGCAAGAGGAGCUUGGACUGCAGCUCACAUAUGCAGGGGGCUUAGACACAUGCCCCACAUAUGAAGGAGAGAAAAGGGGAGCAAAAAGGAGCUGUAAACAAGCUAAACCAAGGGACUCCCUUGUUUUUUGAAUAAGACGGAAGGAAAAAAGGACCGUCCACAGAGAGACAGUGGAGAGAAGAAGGUUCCUGCCAUGCCCGGUUCUCCAGUGGAUGUAAAGUCUCAUUCCAGACCGGCAGUAUCCGCCAUGCCCCCUCUUCCCUCAGUCAACCCUAGUGGGCCCCGGCCCGCUGCCUUUUCUUCUACGGCAUUGACCAAUGGGAUGAACCAUUCUCCACCAACCCUCAACGCUGUCCCCUCCCCACCUCAGCGAUACAGCAAUGGGCCAUCCUCAUCCUCUUCCUCUUCACUGGCCAAUCAGCAACUUCCAGCCACAUGUGGUGCUAGGCAGCUUAGUAAACUGAAGCGGUUCCUCACUACAUUGCAACAGUUUGGCAACGACAUCUCACCUGAGAUCGGAGAGAGUGUGCGGAGUUUGGUACUUGCCUUGGUGAAUUCCACAGUCACUAUUGAGGAGUUUCAUUCCAGACUACAGGAGGCCACUAAUUUCCCCUUAAGACCAUUCGUGAUCCCUUUCUUGAAGGCAAACCUACCAUUGCUGCAGAGAGAGCUGCUGCAUUGUGCACGUGCAGCUAAGCAGACUCCAGCACAGUAUCUCUCCCAGCAUGAGCACUUGCUGCUCAGCACAGCUGCACCUUCUCCUGCAGACUCCACCGAGCUACUGCUAGAGCCAAGCGACAGCAACAAGCGACACAGCCCUAGCAGAGCCAAAGAAAAUGGUUUCCAUGAGCGACCCCCAGCACCGUUGGAGCCUCCAGCCAAGCGAAUCUGCACGAUUAGCCCUGCCCCUAGACAUAGCCCUGCCCACCCUGUUCCUCUCCAGAUUCAUCCAACCCCACCCCCUCUCCAGCACUAUGCCCUGGAUGACAUCAACACCCCACACCUGUACAGAGAGCCACAUCGCAUCCUAGAGCUCAGAGAACUGAAGGACAGGCCACGACUCCCAGGUACUAAUGGGGGCUACCAUGAGGAGCCAGUUGACCACAGACUGACUGAGAGAGAGUGGGCUGAUGAAUGGAGACAUCUAGACCAUGUGCUGAACUGCAUCGUGGACAUGGUGGAGAAGACAAGGCGUUCAGUGAGUGUCCUGAGGCGCUGUCAGGAAUCAGACCGUGAGGAGCUCAACUACUGGCGACGGCGGUCCAGUCAGCUCGAUGGUGCACGCAAGAGUGUUGCAACUCCCAGCACUGUGUCCUUCUCCAAAUCGCACAGUCCUCUUUCUGCUGAUGCAGUCACCCCCGAUACUCAGCGGGAGCUCUCUCUGCAUGCUGGCCCUGGCUAUGUGCCUGAUGAGAUCUGGAGGAAAGCUGAGGAAGCGGUCAAUGAGGUGAAGCGGCAGGCAAUGGAUGAGGUACAAAAGGCGGUGGCAGAGGCAGAGCAGAAGGCUUUUGAAAUGAUUGCAGCUGAGAGAGCCAAGAUGGAAAAAACCCUAGCUGAGGCCAAAAGGAAAGCCACAGAAGAUGCAAUUCAGGUCAUCAACGAACAAGAGGACUCCAGUGAGUGCUGCUGGAACUGUGGCCGGAAGGCAAGUGAAACGUGUAGUGGGUGUAAUGCUGCUCGCUAUUGCGGCUCCUUCUGCCAGCACAAGGACUGGGAGCGUCACCACCUGAUCUGCAGCCCGGGCCUGCAGGCUCAACCCAAAGCAUUGUCCACCCUUAACACACGCGUCCUGACCAAAGCCCCUGAGAGUGGCCCAGCCCAGAGCCCCAGCCUGGAAAAAAACUCCAACACCUCACGAGCCUCUACCCCCCCAAGCCCUUCUUCAGCCUCCACCCCUGACACUAAUACACAUUAGAGGAAACACUAAAGAAGAGAUCUGGACAUUUUACAUCUCAGUGACAUAAAAAAGGCUAUAGACAUCAGAAAACCAUGCAAAAGGAGCCAAAUUAAUAAGCACAGUAAUUGGACAUUUCACACAAAUGAUUGGAGGAAGGGCUUAUUGUUUUCGGUUGGACAAAAAGACCAUUUGGAUUUCUAACUUUCAAGCAAAGUAUAGCAAUGAGCAAUGUUCCCUGUUCCAGGAAUAUAAAGAAAAACUCAUCGGAUGAUGGCUGUAUCUUGUUACUGACCAUUGUACUGGUGUUUAAUGAUUCUUCUUGCACAAAACAUGUCAGUUAUUGUUGUGAGUGUGAGUAUGUGUGCAUGUUUGUGUAUGUACACAUGUGUACAAAAAUAAUGAACUGCAUGUGUUGGACAAUUUGAUUGCCUGUAGAGCAGUGUCUAAACGCAGGAACACCAUUGCUGGCCAUGCAUCAAUACAGUUGUGAUCCAUAGAGCUUACAUGUCAGCAUUUUUUUUUUUUUUUUUUUUUUUUUUUGAUAUACGUCUGCUUUUGCUGUCUGAAAGUAAUAUAUUAACAACUCAACAGACAGCAGUCAAUACAAUAGUACAACAACUAACUUGCAUGAAUUCAUUUUUCUGUAUUUUGAGCAUGGCUACGAAAACCUUGGGGAGUAUUCCACAAAGUGAGUUUCAAAAAAUCCAGGCUUAUCAAAAUAGUCAGGCUUAAGUGCAUUCCAUUAGCGAGCAUCAGCUAUGGACCACCUUAGCUGUGAGAUGGAUUUAUUGUAAUUUGUGUAUAUAUAUCCCUAAUAAAGCGUCUUUUACAAUGUAUCGUGGAAAAGAAGAUAAAUUAGGCUUGUGGCAAUUAUUUGGACAUCAUGGCAGAAUGUUUUAGCCCAGCGUUACCUAAGUUCAGAUAAACUUCACCAGUAACUGUCCAAAAGCAGACUAUCGACAGAGUAACUGUGUGGGGUUUAAGAUUAUUGCAGAAACCGACAAGUCUUUUUGAAGUAAACCUGAUGUAUCACCUUAGCUCACUUUGUGCAAUACUCCCCCUGGUCUAGAGGGUCCAGGCUGCAGUAAUGAGCAGUGUAUAAUCGUACACAUCUGGUGCAAAAAUUAGUCCUCAGGACACAGAUCUUGUAGCCACAUUAUAAAAUAGCAGUAUGUUCCCAGCAAAGGUUGUCAAUUAUGUGUUAGCAGGCGACGACUCAGGUUUUAUUUUCAUAGUCUUGUUGAUUUAAAUGUGAAAAUUAAAAAAUGGAAAUUUCAAAAGUUAGAAAUCUGAUACAAGCAUUUCAAUUGGUUAGGGCUAGGUUUUAUUCAGACAGUUAAGCUUUUGAGAGUUAAAGUUAUCUAUUAAAGUUUACAAUUUAUUCUGUCCCAAGCAUUUCACUAAGAAAUACUCAACAUGUUUUUGAUAGAAAAUCCAAAAAAUAUCAUGACCAUAUUAUUAUGAGGUUCUGUCAAGGUGUAGAAGGAAUUGGAGACGGAACCCUAUACUACUAAGCUUGUCAAAUUGAUGUGGUUUUGUACUGUGGCUUACAGAUCUGUGAUGGGUAGCAUUAACCCUCUUCGGGUGAUUUGAUCCCGAUAGAGAAAUGUUAUGUCAUUGUGUCCUAUUUGAUUAACUGCAUAAUUAAUUUUGUGUAAUAUGUUCCUUCAGUGCUGGGUGUAGAGCUCUGUGAAAUUGACAUUGUUUUCUGGUGUUGCCUGUAAGUGUUGCAACUGAAUCUAUUUAAAUCUCAGGAGUACAUUAUAUGUAAAUAAGUAUAUUCCCAUGUUCAUGAUUAGAGAGGGUCGAGUUAAACCUUCAGGAUUUUUUUUGUUUUUGUUUUUUGCCAGAUUAGUGUCAACAUUCUUUUCACAUUCAUUCUAUGUAACAAAAUAAAUUCCAUUAUUUUUUCAUUAUGAAAUGGCUUCCUUGUAAAAUAUGAUUAUAAACAAAAAGAUCUGUAUUUUGUGAACCAUGUGUCACUAAAAUGUUUGUUUUCUCACAAGACACGAAGAGAACCUUGAUAUGAAGUAGUGAUUAAAAAAUAAAUGCAAUAAA